Messenger RNA from Austrofundulus limnaeus, 3491 nucleotides. It is a transcript of the gene gpbp1l1, whose product is annotated as GC-rich promoter binding protein 1-like 1. The transcript has 13 exons. Gene Ontology annotation, molecular function: DNA binding; RNA binding. The coding region runs from base 1543 to 3033 and encodes 496 amino acids. The record is from RefSeq and is a predicted model, not a curated record. Gene Ontology annotation, cellular component: nucleus. Lineage: Eukaryota; Metazoa; Chordata; Actinopteri; Cyprinodontiformes; Rivulidae. Gene Ontology annotation, biological process: positive regulation of DNA-templated transcription; DNA-templated transcription.
AUCUGAGCAAACGCCACUUCGGGAUAGAAAGACUGUGAGGCRGCCAUCAGGAGGGGGGCGGACAGGAAGGGGAUGAGCCCUGAAAGGCCGAGAGACGUGAGGCCACCCAGCUUACAGACUGGACCCUCAGCAGCCUGGUGGAGGAAGCUGGUCCGUGUGGCACAAACACGAGGGAGGACUGAGAAGGAAACCGCAGCCGGGGAAGAUUCAGUUUGCCGUGGAGCACARACCUGCGAACAGUCAGCAAAACAAGUGAAACCUGCACUGGAACUUCCUGUGGGCCCAAAAAUAGCUAAAUAUAAAGAAGAGAAGAUCCACCUCACAACUUUUACUGGAUGCAUGCUUUUUUCUUCUAAUAUUCUUUUUUUUUCUCCAAUCAGAUAAAAGUUGAUCAAGUUGUGGUCAGAGUUUGUUUUUGGGAUUUUGCUUUGUGCCACUUGAGACGGCUCUUUGACCUUUGACCUCUAUGAAAUCAGAGCUAAACUCUCUUCCUGCUCCAAUCAGAAAAUCAAAGCUCAUUAAAUGGGCGUCUCACAGAUGUGAUUGUCUAACCAGCAGAGACAGAAAUGUCAUUAUGAUGCAUCCCUCGGCUCUGUUUCACUAACCUGAACUGAAAAUGACAGCGAUGUAACAUCGGGCUUUACUUCCCUUCUUGUCAUGUGACUUUGAACUUUUUGCUCUUUAUUUUUUUCAAACUAAGACAGUCUUUUCACCAGUUUGAUGAGGUGAACACUAGUUUCAAGRGACCUCUGCUGCCAGUAAAAGACUGUCUAACAAUUCGUUUUUUUAUUUAUUAUUUUUUUCCUGCAUGCAUUUAAUUUGAUCUGAAAAUGAUUCGGUAGACAUCAGCUCAGAAGUGUACUGGCACACGGUGGCAGGACAUCGCCCGUCUCUUCCUCUCGCUGGUGGGACUGCUUCACGGCUGCUGUCCAUGCUCCAGGCCGGACAGCGUCCACAGACUUUUUGCUCYUUGUGAAAAUAAAGACGGGAUCGACUUUUCAUCACCACUGGGACAAAUCACUUCUCGCAUCAAAUCAUUUUUGCCAAUCAUCAGCAAGUUCAAUCAGGUUUUGAGACUUUUUCAUGAUGCUUCCAAARCCCUGAAGGAAUCAGUGUGCUAGCUACUAAAUAUAUAUAUAAAGAAAAGACCUGGAAUCAUUAGAAUUAACGAGAGGUGACAUCAUCAGGAGGACUGCUUGAGUUUGAUUCAAAAAGGAUCAUCAUCCAAUCAUAGAUCAUCGUGCUUCUUCCAAAAAUCCACUUCCUGUGCGGCUAGCUUUCUGAWUUCCAGAUCAUUCCAGCUAACGUUUUGAGAAGGGGUCUUCCUCUGGAGAAAGGYGCCGUUCCGGUGGAGGCGGCGUGGGGGUUUUUCCGUGUGCUGCUCCCCAUCUGUCGGUGCACGCUCCCCGUGAUCAGCGCCAGCAGGCCUGAGGAACCGAGCCGGACCAGGAGAGGAGGCAGAGGACUUCAGAGCCACAGACUCUGGGAUCCUGGCCAUGAGGUUUGAUGCCUCGAUCCACUGACCGGAAACACUGGACCUAAAUGGCGCAGCAUGACUUUGUUCCUGCCUGGCUUAACUUCUCCACACCCCAGCCUGCCAAGUCCCCUGCUGCCAACCUUGACAAGCAAGGUGAGCCUCACCACCACAGAGACGGCCGACCCGCUGUGAGCCGCCGCCGCCACAACUCCUCUGAUGGUUUCUUCAACAACGGCUCCCUGCGCGCUCCGGCAGGUGACGGGUGGCAGCAGCCGUCGCUGCUUCUGAGGCAUGACUCUGUGGACUCGGGGGUGGCCAAAGGCGGGCACGGUGGACUGGCAGGGAGUUCCUGUUGGAAGGAAACACCCAGCUGGCACGGAGCUCCCCGCAGCGCCCAGGACGGCCACCACCACCAGGGACGCCACCCCAAACGGAGCGGGGCCGACAGGGACAGGCAGGGGGGGCACAGGCAGCGCAACGGCAACUUCCAUCCCCGCAAGGGAACCUCGUACCAGGACAAGUUCCCCAACGAGGAACGCAAAGACAGCAAGGACGACAAGCUGAAGUUUGUGGAGGAGGACUUUCCCUCCCUCAACCCUGAAACAACUGGAAAGCCUGGGACUCAGGUGCGAGCAGUGGCUCCCCAUGCUGGGGUGUGGGAAAAUCCCCCCAGUGGCAAACAGAUGGUGUCCAAAAUGCUGGUCAUCAAGAAGGUGACCAAGGACGACACAGGCUCCGCCUUCUCUGCUGGGUUUGCCACUGCGGGCGCCUUGCCCACCAACGGCAGCAAAGCUCCCAUCACGGGCUCCAGCGUCUACAAAAACCUGGUCCCAAAGCCUGCCGUGGCCCCCACCAAAAGUACCCAGUGGAAAUCUGGAGGGAGAGAGAUCACAAAGCCUGGUCUUCACAUGCCAGGCCGGGAUUCAGUUUUCACCAGCCCCGUUUCUGCAGCCAAACCCAGCACCACAGUCAGCGCACCCCAGCACCCCCCCCAGAAAGAGCUCCCCUCCAGCACGACUCCUCCCAUAGACAUCGCUCCAUCCAGGCUGAAGCUGAUGCGCCGCGGCCCGGAUCGUAAGAGCGAGUUCCUGCGAGCUCUGAAGGACGAGGGCACCGGAGAGAUGACGACCAGCAGCAGCCCGGGGACAUCAGGAGAGGGCGAAGGCAGCACCCCAGAGCCCAAAGCCUACAGCGAGGAGGUGUGCCACGAGAACGGUCUCUCCUAUUCCCCCAGCGACUCGGACAUCGAGCACCUGUCCAGCUCCCUGGAGGCAGAGCACAGGUUGCUGAAGGCCAUGGGCUGGCAGGAGUACCCAGAAAACGACGACAACUUCCAGCCUCUGACCGAGGACGAGCUGAGAGAGUUCCAGACUAAAACUGAACAGCUUAAGAAGAACGGCGUUCAAAGAAACGGGUUUCUCCCGAGGACGCGGGGCGUGACCCUCCACUUCACCCCCUGGAGGAGUGUGGCGGAGGCGCACGACGAGGAGGGCUCCGAGUCCGAAACCAGUAGCAGCAGCCAGACUUCAGACGACGAGGACUGCAUCAAAUCCUAACAUGGCUUUAUGGAACAAAAACCCAAGAACAGAACGGCCAACACCACAUCCCAGCAGAAGCAGCCCCGCCCCCUCUCCUCUUCUUUCUUCUUCUUUGAUUUUUAGGGCACCAAUUUGAGUUUCUUGAUUUUUAUUUUUAUUUUCUUGGUUCUUGCACAAGGGAAAAACCAAUCAUAUCCCAGUGAAGGAGGAGAUUCCUGCUCUGCCAGACGUCAUUUUCCCUGCGUUUCCUCCUUCACUGCAGUCUUUGACCUCUGACCCCCCCCCACCCCCACCCUCCUUUUUUGUUUUUUCCUGGCUUUAUGGAACUGAAGUGUUCAUCCAGAAAAGAAGGGCAAUGAAUGCACACUUGAUUCUGCUUUAAACAGACUAACUCAUUUCAUUGAUGAUGCCGAUGACACAUUAUUAAUGAUAUUAAUAAAAGUUUGUUCCUGACAAGCUGAUCCAGUUCACUAUGA